AUGGCCCACGAGGACGUGAGCUAUUACCGGGGGCAGUACAAGGACCGGCUCCUGCGCCUGCUCAGGUCAGGGGCUCCUCCAGCCUCCCCCCGUGCCUCCGCCUUCACAGACAGGAUGGAGAGCCUUGCUGAGCAGUGGAGGGACCUGCACGCCAGGAGGGCCCAGCUGAAAGCCCACGUGGUGACAUCUGGGGCGACUGUGAAGGAGAAUGAAAGGCUGCGAAGCCAAGCUCUGAAGAAAGCCAAAGAAGAGAAAGAGGAGAAUUCCAAAAAGGAGAGUGAGCUUUUGAGGGCUAGGAGGGAACUGGAAGCCCUGAGGAAACAGCACCAGGUACUCUCCAAAAAAUUGCUGAAGUACUCCCUGUUCAAGAAGUACCUGGACGAGGUGGUGGAGAAUUCACAGUUCCAUGACAUCGAUGACAUCAUCACCUACUACAAGGCCCUGCUGAGGACACGCAAGGACCUGCUGCAGUCCCAGUGGUGGCACCGGCAGCUGAUGGAGCAGGCUGUGGCGGGCCGUGGCCCGUGUCCCCAGGAGGAUCGCUGGGCGCAGGUGCAGGACAGGGCUGCCAGGAAGGCGGUGGAGCUGAGGUCCCUCACCAUGGCCAUCCACAGCCUGUUCCAGGCCGCCAGCGCGCGGCUGCAGCCGCAGGGCAGGGUGGCAGCUGGGGACAGCCACAGGCAGCUGGACAUGAUCCGGCAGUUUAUCCACGACCUCCAGGACUUCACGGAGGACAUGAAGGAGCGUGGCCGAGCUCUGUGA
Molecule: messenger RNA, 762 nt
Organism: Onychostruthus taczanowskii (white-rumped snowfinch)
Lineage: Eukaryota; Metazoa; Chordata; Aves; Passeriformes; Passeridae
Gene: CCDC42
Product: coiled-coil domain containing 42
Exons: 6
Coding region: 1-762 (253 amino acids)
Biological process (GO): spermatid development
Source: RefSeq, a predicted model, not a curated record